AUUGACAGUCGGUACAAGGCAUAGUUUGACACUAUUUUCACGUGUUAUUUCAAUCACAUUAAUUUGUUAAAUAAAAGCAAAUUUAAUUAACAAACUCUUAUGUCUCUACCUAUACAAUCAAUAAAACCAGCUGGUAAAAGUUGGCGGGAAAUAAAUCAAGAGCGAAAAGCUCUAAAACGUCAAAGAAAUGAGGAAAAAAUUGUGAAAAGAGAGAAGCGGUUAGCUAUUGAGAAGGAAGCCGACUUACAAAAUAAAGAGGAAAUAAAAAAAGAAAAGCAAAAUGCUGAAAUUUCUACUGUCAGCAUAGCAGUGCCAGGAUCUAUAUUGGAAAAUGCUCAAUCGGCUGAAUUACGAACAUAUUUGGCGGGUCAGAUUGCACGAGCUGCUUGUGUUUUCUGUGUAGAUGAAAUUAUAGUAUACGAUGAUGUUGGAGAUAAGUUAGAUACAAAAAAGUCAAAAUUAGAAGAUAUUGAUGGAGUUAAAAUUGCACGAAAGAGUUGCGUACAAUUAGCAAGGAUAUUACAAUAUUUAGAAUGUCCUCAAUAUUUAAGAAAACACUUCUUUCCAAUUCAUAAAGAUUUAGAAUUUGCGGGACUGCUAAAUCCAUUAGAUGCACCACAUCAUUUACGCAUGACAAAUGACUUUAAAUUUAGGGAAGGAAUAACAAUGAAUAAAAAAGUAAAACCAGGGAAAGGUUCACAAGUCAAUGUGGGAUUAUUACAAGAUGUUUCUACAGACAAAUUAUUAAAUCCUGGUAUUAGAGUUACAGUCAAAAUGCUACCGUCUUCAGAAGGUAGUAAGAAAAUGAAAGGGAAAAUUGUUAGUCUCACAUCACCAAGGGCAGAAACUGGUGUGUACUGGGGGUACACAGUAAGGAUAGCUAAUAGCCUCAGCCAAGUCUUUACACUUUGCCCCCAUAAAGAUGGGUAUGAUUUAACUAUAGGAACAUCUGAUAGAGGUACACCUAUAGAUGAUUUACCAGUGAAUGAAGUCAAAUACAAUCAUGCUUUAAUUAUGUUUGGAGGUUUGCAUGGUAUAGAAGCAGCUCUUGAGAGUGAUGAGCAAUUACAAGUUGAAGAAGCUAGCUUGCUAUUUAAUCAUUAUGUCAAUGUAUUGCCUAAUCAGGGUUCAAGAACAAUUCGAACAGAAGAAGCUAUACUCAUAGCUAUGUCCAGCCUUAGAACAAAAUUGAAAGCUAAUCAUGAGCCGAUGAUAUUUAAGGAGAGUGGGAUAGCUGUUAGCUCUACAUUCCCAAAAAAUGAAAAUUUCACUGAUGGAAACAAAUUAGAUUUAAGCAGAUUUGACUAAAACAUCUUAUAAAACCAUAA
This is a messenger RNA of Vanessa tameamea, 1328 nucleotides long. Its product is annotated as putative methyltransferase C9orf114. Bases 100 to 1308 code for a protein of 402 amino acids. Lineage: Eukaryota; Metazoa; Arthropoda; Insecta; Lepidoptera; Nymphalidae. The record is from RefSeq and is a predicted model, not a curated record. The transcript is spliced from 3 exons.